AUGGGUGACGUUAUGGUCGCCUCUACACCGGUGUGGGAGCAUCAAGUCCCAGACCCACCAACCAAACGUCGCACUGCUCCAAACUGCGCCAAGGGGAAAAAUGACUUCCCGCUUUGCUGUCGCUCAGGCCGCACGACCGGACUGCCGAUUUUGCGGAUUGCUCAGGCCCGAGGCUGGUGCUUCUCAUGCCUAGGGGACCAUUAUCAGCGCGCCUGCCCCGACACGCACCCGUGUCCUGUUUUGCAGAGGGCAGCACUUGAAACUGCUGUAUGUGCCAACGCGAAUGGCCGCCGCGACCACGCGGGGUCGCCGUUCGGGCGGGUAUCCCCACGGAGCGGGUAUGUGAGCGGACGCCGGGACCAGUCCCGCAGUUUUGAGUCCGGCUCACCCCCCCCUCGCUGCGCAGAUUGUGUUGCCGUUGACCGCCGACAUGGUUCGGCGGUGCAGCCCCACGGGCUGGUAUGUGAGUGGACGCCGGGACCAGUCCGCAGUUUGGAGUCCCGCUCGCCCCCCUUGCCCUCGCGUGACCAAUCAAGGUCACCUCGAGGUCGUGUACCCACGAUUACUGUGAUGCAAGUCCGGUACGACUGCCAUCCCCCCCCUCUGGCGGAGCGUCCCCGUUUGGAGUCGCGCAACCCUCGAUACGGACGCUCCAGGGGCUAUAAACCCCCGACUAUGGCUCGUGGCAGUCGUCACCGAGGGGAAGCAGAGUUCAAACCCUUCCCUCUUUCUGACGCGCCGUCCCGGCACUGCGGCGUUCGAUCGCCGCCACGCAAACAU
This is a messenger RNA of Brenthis ino (lesser marbled fritillary), 780 nucleotides long. The record is from the annotation of a GenBank genome assembly. NCBI's taxonomy places the organism in Eukaryota, Metazoa, Arthropoda, Insecta, Lepidoptera, Nymphalidae.